CGGUUUAACGACGUGAUGCUGAGCCGUGUCGCCUCCACGAGAUGCGGACGCGCUGGGAGACAGAUGGGAUCGUGAACUAUGUGGACAGGUCCGUGAGGAUUUAGUCGCUGCUGUCCGCUGGUCUAUGGAGACGAGCAGCCCGAGGACGGCGGGAGGAACGCGGGAGGCGCCGGUGAAUUCCUCACCGGCGGUGGCGGCCAACGCGGAGGGAGAGGAGAUCGAGGUUUUGGAGAGUACCGACGUCCUUCCAGAGGCCCCAGAGGACCAAUGGAAGUCUCUCUUUGACAAGUAUGAUCCAGAGAACUCGGGUUUCAUCAGUACUGAGCGGUUCAGGGACCUACUGGCAGACCAUGGGUCAGAGCUCGAUCCCCACAAACUGGAGGUCCUUCUGGCCCUCACGGAAGGCAACACUAAUGGCAAGAUUUGCUACCAGGACUUUGUCAACUUGAUGAGUAAUAAGCGCUCCAACAGCUUCCGGAGGGCCAUCCUGCAGGGUAGCAGGCAAAUAAAAGGCUGCAGUCUCAGAGAUGAGGUUGGCUUGGGACUGUCCCAGCAGCUGAUCCGCCACAUUGCCUAUGAGACGCUGCCCCGGGAGGUUGACCGCAAGUGGUACUUUGACAGCUAUACUUACUGCCCACCACCUUGGCUCAUUCUGGCUAUUACCAUCACUGAGGUAGCUGUGUUUAUGUACUAUGGGUUCCAGCUUGACCAUUUGGUCCUUCAGGUGUCCAGCCCAUACUUUCUAAAGAGUCCCUUACCUUACCAUCCCCAACUAAGAGCCCAGGCCUGGAGGUACCUCAGCUACAUUUUUAUGCAUACUGGUAUUGAGCAUCUGAGCCUAAAUAUGGCCAUGCAGCUGCUUGUCGGAGUCCCUCUAGAGAUGGUCCAUGGAGCACUGAGGAUCGGACUGGUAUACGCAUGUGGUGUGCUGGCAGGGUCUUUAGCAGUGUCUGUCACUGACAUGACGGCUCCUGUUGUUGGCUCGUCUGGUGGGGUGUAUGCUCUGGUCUCAGCACACUUGGCUAACGUUGUCAUGAACUGGUCUGGAAUGAAGUGUCAGUUUAAAUUAUUCCGGAUGGCCAUGGCUCUGGUUUGCAUGAGUGUAGAGUUUGGUCGGGCAGUGUGGCUGAGGUUCUACCCUCCGGCUUUUCCGCCGUGUCCUAAUCCCAGUUUUGUGGCUCACUUGGGAGGCGUGUUGGUCGGACUCACUCUGGGUGUGGUCAUCCUGCAGAACUAUGAGCAGCGGCUCCAGGAACAGUCUCUGUUUUGGAUUUUCUUUUGUGUCUACACCCUGUUUGUGCUCUGCGCAGUGUUCUGGAACAUCUUUGCCUACAACCUGCUUGAUGUGCGACUACCCCCUCCACCUUGACAUACCCAUUAAACAUGAACAAGAAUGUGUGUUUUCUGACCACUAGGGGAGAUGUGCAGACCUUAUUUUCUGAACAAAAUGUUGGUGUUGGAGCUCCUCUUCCUUCCUGAUAUAGGAAUGCCUGCCAUGCCGCAGGACUUCCUGACACUUCUGAUUCCACCUACUUUGGUUUAAGAUGAAUCACACAAUCUUUCACACUUACCAUACAAGCUGAGCAUCUUGUGGAUUUUUGUCCAAGAGCAUCUGCCAGUGGGAGUUUUUAAGGAUACUGCUGAUAAAUGAGAAACCUUUGGUGUAACACAACAGGAUAAGGAGGAACACUCCAGUUUCCAUGGCCUUCUCUGCCUCUUCUCCUCAUCCCAAUGGUGCCUAUUCACAGAGACGUCAGCCUGAUGAAAGUAUAAUAUCUGCACAAUUACCUCGUGUGACAUCACAACAGUAAAAUCCUGACAUGGAAAAGCUUUUGUGACAAAAGUUUCUUUUGAAUCCUUUGAUUUGUCUGCAACCUGGUUACCCUCAAUGAACGAUACAGUUACGUAGAUCAUCAUUUCUGCUUAGCUGCUGUUCUGUCAUAAGUCAAAGCACCUCAGUGGCACAAGAGGCUCCAAACUCUAUUCAUCAACUGAAGGUUACUCUGGAAGGCAAAGUAUGUAGGCUGCAGUAACCUUCAGAAGUCAUUACGUACAAAUUCAACUGGUAGGAGAGAUGUCAACAUUUAGCUCCUCCCCAGAGAAGGAUUCAUUUGUGAUUCAUUUGUGUUCAGUGCUACUUGAACUUCAAAGGUGUCUUUCACUGCUUGGUGCCUAAGGAGUGUUGCAGUUGUAUCACUGUGUGUAUUAGUGGAGCAGAUAACUGCAAAACGAUCCAGAUUGUCAUACAAGCACCAAAUAUGACAUCUGUGUCACUUACAGGUCACUUCUUUACAAUAAAUAAAUUUCAUCAGGCAUGCAUAAAUUAAAAAUGGUUGCCAUCUUGUGAAAUCAUAUUUUGUUGGAUU
Molecule: messenger RNA, 2366 nt
Organism: Thalassophryne amazonica
Lineage: Eukaryota; Metazoa; Chordata; Actinopteri; Batrachoidiformes; Batrachoididae
Gene: rhbdl3
Product: rhomboid, veinlet-like 3 (Drosophila)
Exons: 9
Coding region: 125-1369 (414 amino acids)
Cellular component (GO): membrane
Molecular function (GO): calcium ion binding; serine-type endopeptidase activity
Source: RefSeq, a predicted model, not a curated record